Myxozyma melibiosi is the source of this 816-nucleotide messenger RNA. RefSeq names its product cytochrome b-c1 complex subunit 10. The coding region runs from base 89 to 316 and encodes 75 amino acids. NCBI's taxonomy places the organism in Eukaryota, Fungi, Ascomycota, Lipomycetes, Lipomycetales, Lipomycetaceae. Gene Ontology annotation, biological process: mitochondrial electron transport, ubiquinol to cytochrome c. The transcript has 3 exons. The record is from RefSeq and is a predicted model, not a curated record.
GCCUUUUCGACUUCUUUUCGAGCUCUGCGACUCUUUUCGGUUCUGCUUUUGCUUGUUUGAAGAAAGAAGUGUUUGAUAUUCAGUAACAAUGGCUAUGCGCAUCACUCUCAAGCCCACCCCCACCAUCCUGGGAUUCCCUCCCAGCACCCUCAUCAGAUGGACCCCCAUCCUCGGCUUCUGGGGCGCCGCCGCCGGCGCCGGAGCUCUCUUCCUCCUCGAGCCCAUCCCGCGUGUGCGCAACGACAUUCUUUCCAAGAUCCCCGUUCUCGGCAACUACUGGGUCCGUCCGGUUGAUCCUGCUGACUCGCCGUUCUAAGCAGCGCGAGUGGUGAGGAGUAUGAAGAAGAAGAAGAAGGAGAUGGUGGAUAGAUGUGGCCUGUUGCAUUUAGGCUCGUCAAUGUGAAUAUGGUCGAAAGAAUACGGUUAAAAUAAGAUAGUAAGCUCAAGUUUGAUAGUAAAAUAUGAGAGGAUCAGCAUUCUGAUGAAGAGUUGGGGAUAUUGUGAUCAAAGACGACGAAUGCGGAUGUUGAUGCAUUUAUCACAUUUCAACCGCAUUCGCAUCUUAUAUCUUAUAUCGUAGUCUGUAUCCACUAUUAAUCCAGUAACUCUUUAUUAAAUACAUCUCCACAAUAACACACUGUCCACAGUAUCUUCCUCCUCCUCUCACCUCAGUCCAUUGUAUUCUCUCGUCCUCAUUCUUCGAGCUGUGCCGCACGACGCGUGUGCCCGGUGCCUCUCCUCCUCCUCCUCCUCCUCUUCCUCUUCCUUCCCUCCUCCCUCCUCACCCUCUUCACCACCUCCACCUCCACCGCCGCU